AACACGUGACUUUCAGAUGCUCCUGCAAGUGGACCGGUAGCUCGCUCGCAUAUCUGCAACCCGAGAGUUCCAAGUGAGGGCUUGCCGCAAGAGGGCAUUCUAUGCACGCUCAACUGUUCCGGGGAUGUUGGGGUUCGCAUCGAUUGGUUCGCUCACCAGAUGCAGCGGAUUCAAACUGCAGAUUCUGCAGAUUGCAAGCUUUUUCUGCAUUGCAAAUUUGUUCGCUAUCCAAAGUCAUAAGCGAAUGAUUCGCUCCGAGUAUGAUAACAGAGAACAAUGCAAGUGGUUUAGGAUGCCGGUGGGAGAGCAGGGGUUACCGAAGAGGAGCUCAAUAACGUUUCACCAAUACCUCACGUCGUGUACAAUGUUCAAACCUGGAGUUGAUCCUGGAAACAGCGUGUAAAUGAAUAUCACCCUGGGACCUGCCACUUGGGAUGGUGAGAAGAACGCGUUCUGUGUGAAGCCCCACCUUGGUCAAAACGGUGCAUUCCGUUUCGUGAGAUUCAACGUGCAAGCCUCUGGUCCAUUGAACCGUCAUGGACGCUACGCCUUCCGCGAACCUGCCAUGGAUGUUGACCAUCUUGUCGUUGGCGGAGGUGUAGUUGGCCUGGCAAUAGCUGCCGAGCUCGUGAAAAUGUAUCCACAUCGAUCCACAAUAGUGGUAGAACGGCACUCGCAGGCGGGGCAGGAGAUAAGGCAAGUCUCGCGGAAUUCUGAAGUUAUACAUGCUGGUCUUUACUACCCUCCCACAUCCCUGAAAACCCGGCGCUGCCUUCGGGGUCGUCAAUUACUCUAUGAGUAUUGCACCUUGCAUUCGGUUCCCCACAAGCGCAUUGGAAAGCUCAUUGUCGGCCACCAACAUCAAGUUCAGGACUUGAAGGCUCUCCAUGAACAUGCUCAGAGUGUAUGGAGAGCCGCAUGGGCCCCAGAAGGGCCUAAUGAUUACACUGCAAUUCAGGUUGAGGACCUGACUCCCCCAACUCGGUAUCUAAGCGAAGCUGAAGCACAUGAACUGGAGCCGGAUCUAGGGCCUGCCAUUAAGGGGGCAGUGCUAAGCAGUUCAACUGGGAUUGUCGAUUCGCAUGCCCUUCUCCAAUCUCUAGAGCGUGACAUUCAAAACUCUGGAGUUGGUAUUGUUGCAUACGCUACGCGUGUUGUCCGCGUCGAUCCUGCCAAAGAUGGUUGGGUUGUUCAGGCCCGCUCAAGUAACGGACCAAACACGGAUUCCAUUCGUGCUCGCACGCUCAUCAACGCAUCGGGAUUGUCUGCUAACCUUAUCCCGAAUAGCCUAAGGGAUGGAAACUCGCGGAUUCCGAUGUACUUUGCCAGAGGGUCAUAUGCAGCAUACAGUAGUAAAGUGGGCGUCUCGAAGAUUUCCAGACUAUUGUACCCCGUGCCCGAGGCAGCACACACCUUCGCGUCAUUAGGAACACACCUCACGAUUGAUAUGGCGGGUAGUAUACGCUUUGGCCCCGAUUUAGAAUGGGUAGACGCUCAGGAUGACGCGGAUGAAGAUGAAGGGACGUGGUGGGAAUCGUUGCUCGAAUGCGAGCUGACAGAGGAGCGUCGCGAGGAAAUGCAUCAAGCUAUUACCCAGUACCUUCCAGGAGUGAAACAAGAGGGUCUUCGUGAGGAUUAUUGUGGAAUUCGCCCGAAACUGGUGGGCCCAGGAGCCGGGUUCCAAGAUUUUGUGAUUCAAGUGGAUAGUGUGUCCGAUUAUGGGAUGCUGGGCAAUGCUACCAUGAUUACUUUGCUUGGGAUCGAAAGUCCUGGACUGACCAGCUGCAUGAGUUUAGCCGAACAUGUCGCUUGGGUGGUUCAGGGUGCCGAGAGCCGUAUCAAUGUGGGAAAAUGAAGUGGCCGAUUGGAGUGUAGUAUACUUAGUGGGGAAGUGGCCGGACACUGACCACGAGAAAUUGAAGGCCCGAUUUGACAGCACGAGUCCGUGGUUCUUUUGACAAAUGCUCAAGGUUUUUAUAUAUGCCAAACGGCCGGGCUCAUGUACUGUAAGCAACCCGUGAAAUGAGAUGAGGACCGUAGUUUGCAU
Cantharellus anzutake is the source of this 2047-nucleotide messenger RNA. RefSeq lists its product as uncharacterized. The record is from RefSeq and is a predicted model, not a curated record. The transcript has 6 exons. Gene Ontology annotation, cellular component: mitochondrion. Lineage: Eukaryota; Fungi; Basidiomycota; Agaricomycetes; Cantharellales; Hydnaceae. Bases 404 to 1855 code for a protein of 483 amino acids. Gene Ontology annotation, molecular function: (S)-2-hydroxy-acid oxidase activity; (S)-2-hydroxyglutarate dehydrogenase activity.